CUGCUCAUGGCGCACGAGGCUGAGCGAAUGGUCGAGUCGCUCCGAACCUUCACGAUCGACGACGUGGGAUCCGCGCCGUGGAUGAAGCAGCGCGAAGCGCUGGAAAGGCUCAACGUUCAGGCGCAUCACAACGCGGUGAAUCACACCGACGAGUUCGUCAAGGAGUUCCUAAUCUCGCACGAUAAAAUCCACGUGCUGGUGCACGAGCUCCUCGUCGUGGAGGCGUGGAAGGAGCGCGUCUACCCGCACUUCGCCAAGAUCGAUCCGGACGCGAUGGACGCGGGGCUGACCAACUCGCAGGUCUACCUCGCGCACUACUGCGAGGCGACGCUGGUGAAUCUGCUCGAGAUUGCCUUCUUCCACCAGGACGCGUGCGAGGCUGCCGGAGACGACGCCUUACUCGAGCUCUGCGACUACUGCGCGCGCAGGCUCGUCUACCUCAACGACGGCGGGGCGUCCGAGGAUGCGCAGCUCCUGUCCCGCGCCAAACGCGAGCAAAAGUCCGCGAAGGACCUUCUGAACGCGCGCGCCAGCGAUGAGUUCGCGGAGAAGGAAGCGGAGGUGAGGUUCGGCACGGCGACGUGCGCGCUGACCGUGCUGAGGUACCUCACCGAUUACAUCAACGACGUGCCGCUGUGCGUCAUGGCCAGGUUGCUGGACACCCACGACGUGCAGAUGCUGCUGGUGCCCUUACUCGAGGAGCGCCCGUGGGUGCGCAGGGUCCCCGGCAAGAACGGCGGCCCCGUCGUGAACGAGAUCUUCGCCGACGGGCGGUGGGUGGAGCAACCGCGGGAGGAUCGGCUGCAGCUGACCAAGUGCGACGCGCAGACGUGGCUCGCGCUCAACAACCUCACCGUGGACGCCAAGUGCCGCGCCAAGUACCGGUACGACGACCACCGUAAGAACACGAUGAACCGGCUCAAGCGGUUCUUCAACGAUAUCCUCCUCGACCAGCUCCCCGUCCUCAAAGAUCUGCAGAGGGUCACGGACGAGAUCUUGCUCCAGGUGGCGCCCCCCGCGCACGAGGUGACGCAGGGUCGACUCAUCCUGGAGCAGGUCCCGGAGACUCGCACCCGGCUGCUCAAGCGCACCGAGAAGGAGUGGAUCGCGUGCGCGAGGGCACAGCUGUCGUCGCACUUCGCG
Micromonas commoda is the source of this 1143-nucleotide messenger RNA. RefSeq lists its product with no specific name. The annotation marks the transcript as partial. Lineage: Eukaryota; Viridiplantae; Chlorophyta; Mamiellophyceae; Mamiellales; Mamiellaceae. Gene Ontology annotation, cellular component: cytoplasm. The transcript has a single exon. The record is from RefSeq and is a predicted model, not a curated record.